Molecule: messenger RNA, 300 nt
Organism: Cannabis sativa
Lineage: Eukaryota; Viridiplantae; Streptophyta; Magnoliopsida; Rosales; Cannabaceae
Product: auxin-induced protein 15A-like
Exons: 1
Coding region: 1-300 (99 amino acids)
Biological process (GO): response to auxin
Source: RefSeq, a predicted model, not a curated record
AUGGGUUUCUAUUUGCCAGGAGUUGUUCCAACUAAGAAAUUUCUUCGACGAUCUUUGUCUAACUCGAGCAAAGGAGCAUCAAAUAAUGUCGUUCAUGUCCCGAAAGGCCAUUUAGCUGUUUAUGUUGGGAAGAACGAAAAGAAACGGUUUGUGAUUCCUUUGUCAAUUUUAAGUCAUUAUUCAUUUCAAGAGUUGUUAGUUCAAGCUGAAGACGAAUAUGGAUAUGAUCAUCCAAUGGGAGGCCUCACAAUUCCAUGCAGAGAAGAUAUAUUUAUUGAUCUCAUAUCAAAUCUGAAUUAA